AUGCCAUCAUUGGACCCAAUUCCAGCCCAGAAAAAUGGCCAAGUUGAGGCAAACUCCGACGAUGAAGCAGACCCUGAGCUGGUAGAGCUUUUGCGCCAGCAUUUCGGACUGGGCGCAAAACCAAUUGAUGCCCCGCCGGAGACGAGAGUGCUGGAGGGUGCGCAGUAUGUCUUUGACAAUGCCAUUGAUAUUGCUGUCAGCCGCGAAUUCACCAAAGAGGCGGCCGAGACCAUAUGGCGGAUGAUGCAGAAGAAAGAAUACUCCACACAUACCUGGUCAGAGCACGAGUUGCACCCAAAAACCAAGGAUGAAAGUACAGUGGAUUUCAUCUUCACCAUGGACUUGUUGAACUUCAGUUUCUGGUCUGCGGAGGAAGAGCAGCCGAAGCGUUUCUGUAUUGAGUAUCGUGGCAAAGUCUGGACUGGCUAUUGGAGUCUGGUUGCUGCGUUACAAAGAGCGCUUGACGAGGGUAUUCCUAUCACAACGCCCGACUUCUGGGUGGACGAAGAGAAGUGCACGGAGGAGUUACUGAAACAUGUACUCCGAUCUGCAACGGACGAAGAAAUCCCUAUGUUUAAAGAACGAGUGCAAUGCCUACGCGAAGCAGGCGAAGUCCUUUGCGAGGAAUUCGGCGGAAGCUUUGCGAAUUGCAUUGAUAGUGCCAACCUCUCUGCUGCAGGACUGGUCAAUCUAGUGACAGAGCACUUUGCCUGCUUCCGCGAUGAAGCGAUCUUCCACGGCAAAAGAGUCCGACUCUACAAACGUGCUCAGAUCCUAGUUGCCGAUAUAUGGGCGUGUUUCAAUGGUGAAGACUUUGGCGAAUUCCACGAUAUUGACAAGAUCACCAUGUUCGCAGACUACCGCAUCCCGCAGAUGCUGCAUCAGCUGAACUGUCUUCGAUACGCGCCCAAACUGGACCACCACAUCCGCAGCCUGAAGCCCAUUGAGCCAGGGUCGGAUUGGGAAAUCGAGCUUCGUGGAGUCAGUAUCUGGUGUGUUGAAUUGAUCAAGAGGGAGAUUGAAAGACGACACCCUGAAGUCAAAAUGAACGGCAAAAAGGCCCCUACUAAGGGUGUCUCAGACGACAACGAGAACGGGGAAACCGAAGUUUCGGAAAACGGACUGGCGAUUGCAGAGAAACCGCGAAAGGCAUGUGGCAUCAAUGCAAUCCUCAUCGACUUCUUCUUGUACGACACGAUGAAGACUUUGGAGGCGGAGAAGAACGAAUCUAUCCCUCAUCAUCGGACGAGGAGCAUUUGGUAUUGA
Messenger RNA from Penicillium bovifimosum, 1266 nucleotides. RefSeq names its product queuosine 5'-phosphate N-glycosylase/hydrolase. The transcript has 4 exons. The record is from RefSeq and is a predicted model, not a curated record. NCBI's taxonomy places the organism in Eukaryota, Fungi, Ascomycota, Eurotiomycetes, Eurotiales, Aspergillaceae. Bases 1 to 1266 code for a protein of 421 amino acids.